Messenger RNA from Talaromyces stipitatus ATCC 10500, 240 nucleotides. RefSeq lists its product as uncharacterized. Gene Ontology annotation, cellular component: mitochondrion. The record is from RefSeq and is a predicted model, not a curated record. Gene Ontology annotation, biological process: mitochondrial respiratory chain complex I assembly. Bases 1 to 240 code for a protein of 79 amino acids. NCBI's taxonomy places the organism in Eukaryota, Fungi, Ascomycota, Eurotiomycetes, Eurotiales, Trichocomaceae. The transcript has 2 exons.
AUGUCGAAUAAGGUCCGGCCUCUUGAGAAACUUGCUCAGGCUGCAUCUCAAUGCUCUGUUGAGGCUGUCGCGUACGGGAAAUGCGUCGUUGCCGAUUAUAACGCUGUCCAGAAGGACAUGUGUGCCAAAGAGUUUAUGCGAUUAAAGAACUGCUUCUUGGUAAGAUUGCGCUUCGUCAAUGGUGAGAACUUUUUAGGUACUGACCACCAAAUCAGGCGGCUUCGAAAAAGAAAUGAUUAA